AUGGCCGACGAGACACCAACUGGGCCGUCCGCGACCUCUUCCAUUCGUGAUAUACAGGAUGAUGCACCGCGCCCGACCCCUUUGCUGAUUCAGUCGGGUAUCAAGCGCAAGGCCACAGAAGACCUCGAGAACGUAGUAGUGGACAAUCUUCCGUCGAUCCCGGACGAGGUUGUUUCGCCAACUAUAAGCCGACGUUCUUUAUCCCUAGCGGAGACAAGUGACGGCAGUAUCGAAAGACGAGAACCCUCCCACCAGCCCAAUCGCAUGCGGUCUCCCAGGACAUCGGCGUCCGAAGUCUUUUCCUGGGCUAAGGGACCAGGAGCGGGACAUAGCGAGGCUGUCUGGACGCCGAUUUCAGAGAAUGGUCGACCCCCUGCGUCCAUCGCUACGAUCUCCGACUAUGAUGAUGAUGCCGACGAAGAUGUGUUCCGCCAUACGGUUGGACGCGAGGCAGAAUCUGCCGACCUCACAGGCCAUAGAACAACAGCAGGACACUAUGUUUCUGCCAUGGAAAUGGUUCACAAAGAGACGAACACCCGUGAGAUGAUUUUCUCUCCCGAUAUAAUCCAUCCCCUUCCAACAUCAUCCACCUUGAAACCCCCAAUUCCUUCUCGCCAUCCUCAAAGGCCAGAUGGCAAACUUCUUCACGACCAUAAGCACAGGCAUACCGGCCCCGAGGAUGCAACCCCAUCUCUGCCAUCCCCGUCAUCUACAGCUCCCCAUCGGCACCAUAGUCGAAAGAAGAGGGAAAGCUGGGAAUCUGUCGCAGCGCAUCUUAGCAACUUCCGCUUUCCUCCUGAUCCUCCAAAACAGCCCUCCGUUGACAGUCGUCGCUUGUCUACUGGACGUGUCAGCACCCUGUCUACUCUGGGGCCAAUCGUUCUGAGCUGUGAUGCCAAAUACACGUUCUCUGGGGGCCAAAGUGAAUAUAAGUUCCAGAACCUUGUGCUGCGAGGAAGCGAAAACGAUCUUGAUACGCCCGGAUAUCUUGAGAAUCCACGUCCUGCACCGGUCGCUCCUCAGCAUCGCUCUGGAGCUCUUCACGCGGUGAAGACCAUCCCUCUGCAAGCUCUGAAUACUCCGGCUGUUGCACAAAGGCUCAUAGUAGAGCUAAAGGUUAUGAGCCUCCUUCGUAACUCGAAGCCGCCUCCUCUUUUCGUGUCAGCUCCUGCCGUGGAAGCGGAGACAUGGUACUGGGCGUCUUGGGAUAAUGGACUCCAUAUUGCAAUGCCUUUUCACCAGCGAACGCUCGAGCACCUUAUCGGAACUUUGACGCAUACCCAGGCCCAAUACAUUGCUGCUGAGAUGACCAUGGCUAUCCAGUACCUUCACGACAACGGCAUUGUUCACAAUGAUACCCGGCCUAGCAACAUCUUCAUCGUCCACACGGGGCAUUGUGUUCUUGGUAACUUCAGUCGUGCAUCUCUCAUUACCGACAGCUUGGAAUGGGACGUCCCGAGCGUCUCAAGGGGAGACCUUGUAUAUCUUGCACCGGAAAUCUUCUUCGCGCUCAAACCUGAAGACGAUAUCCCAAUCCGAUAUACUCAGAUCGUGGAUUGGUGGUCCCUGGGCAUAACCCUUCUAGAAGCAUGCGCUGUUCCGUUGGCAAUGUCGCCUCUCAUGGAAGAGUUUGGACCCAGCCGUCCACGACGUAACGGUAUAAUCCCUCAUUUCACGGAAGCCGAGCAGACUCGCCUCCAGGGCUGCGUUACCAGGUUACUCACACCUGCCCUCAUUGGAUGGCGUGUCCUCUCAGAGGGAAACAUCUCUACGGAUACUGCCCUGAACUACAUUCUGACGCUGCUCCACUUGAAUGGGUUAGAUAGAUGUCAAUAUUCUGAACACGUUCUCAAGGAGCACAUAUUUUUCGAUAGAGGAAAUAUCGAUGGUACGGAACUGUUCCGUCGUCUUCGAGACGACGAACUCCGUCCUUUCGAGAGAAACAAAGUUCACGUAUGGCCGGUGAACGAGGCUGUGAAGGAACAGAAGCCUCUGCGUAGUGACCUCGAACUGCCGUCGGGCUCGUCGGAUGCAGGAAAUCACCCUCUCGAGCCGCCAUCGCUCGCCGCCCUGGGUCAGUUGUUUAGAGAGGCAAAACUAUCUUUGCUAUUUGAUGAUCGGAUCCGCACCGGGGACGAUUGA
This is a messenger RNA of Stereum hirsutum FP-91666 SS1, 2142 nucleotides long. Its product is annotated as kinase-like protein. The coding region runs from base 1 to 2142 and encodes 713 amino acids. The transcript is spliced from 9 exons. Gene Ontology annotation, biological process: peptidyl-serine phosphorylation; intracellular signal transduction. The record is from RefSeq and is a predicted model, not a curated record. Lineage: Eukaryota; Fungi; Basidiomycota; Agaricomycetes; Russulales; Stereaceae. Gene Ontology annotation, molecular function: protein serine/threonine kinase activity; ATP binding.